Molecule: messenger RNA, 588 nt
Organism: Haemonchus placei
Lineage: Eukaryota; Metazoa; Nematoda; Chromadorea; Rhabditida; Trichostrongylidae
Source: the annotation of a GenBank genome assembly
AUGCUGAUCUUUGUUGCUUGUUGUAUCUACCCCAGCAAAGCGUGCAAAUUCAGAUAUCGAGAGAAGGUUCGUGCAAUGUUCUACCACGCAUACAACGGAUACUUGAAUCAUGCCUAUCCAUUGGAUGAGCUCAGACCAAUUUCAUGUACAGGGCAUGACACGUGGGGAUCAUUUUCACUUUCACUAGUUGAUGCUUUGGACACUCUUAUUGUUAUGGGUAAUUCUACUGAAUUCAGACGAGCUGUGGAUCUCGUAUUGAAAAGCGUCAGCACACAUGCAAAUGUUAAUGUUUCCGUUUUUGAAACAAACAUACGAAUCGUUGGAGGCCUAGUGUCCGCUCACAUGCUUAGCGGUCGCGUUGAAGGUAUGAUACUGGAAGACGGAUGGCCAUGUUCUGGGCCGCUGUUACGGUUGGCGGAAGCUAUGGCGGCUCGACUACUGCCAGCUUUUAACACAGAAACAGGAAUGCCGUAUGGAACAGUCAAUUUGAAGUAUGGUGUACCUAAAACUGAAACACCCAUCACAUGCACAGCAGGUGUUGGGACAUUUAUAGUCGGUGAGUUGUUAAGUCUGCGUCAUGAGGUGUGA